UACUCUCAUCCAAUUCAAACCCCAUCGUUUUUCUCUCUCUCUAGAUUUCUUCAACUUUCUCUCUCUAAAGUUCAGUACACAUUUAAGCUUUUCAACUCAUCGGAGCUUCAAGAACUUUUGGUUGAGCUAAACCAUGGCGACACCAGUAGAAAUCUGGGAUCUCGAGCUCAUCGAACAACACCUCCUCGGCGAGGUCUCUCCUGUUGAGAGCUUCGUCAGUGUUCAGACUGAGGGUUCAAGCUCUCAAUCUGAUUCCUUCUGUUCACAGACAUUGAGCUGUGACUCUACCAUCACAAUCUCCGAUUACCUGAACUCCAACAAAGUUGAAAGCACUGAAAUCAUUGAUUUUGUAACCGAUUCAAUCACUUUCGAUCAAAAUGAUUUCUUUGGAUUUGAGUCGAAGCCUCAAAUAAUCGAUCUUAGGAGGCCGGAAGAAAUGAAUUCGAGCAAUCAAUCGAGUUCUAGGUCGAGCUUCAGCGAGCGAAAGCCGUCGUUGAAGAUCGACCUGGCUCCGGUGAAGAAAUUCGAGUGGUUGGAGUUCGGGGAGCCGAGUAAACCUGCAUUUUCAAUAGAGAAAUCGUCGAAUACGGAGGAGAGGAAGCACUACAGAGGCGUGCGACAAAGGCCGUGGGGGAAAUUCGCGGCGGAGAUCAGAGAUCCGAAGCGGCGGGGGUGUAGGGUUUGGUUGGGAACAUUCGACACCGCCAUGGAGGCCGCCAAAGCCUACGAUCGAGCCGCAUUCAAGAUGCGUGGGAGCAAAGCUAUUCUCAACUUCCCUCUCGAAGUUGGAAAAUGGCGUCGCUCACCCACCUCCGCCUCCGCACCCUCCUCCACCGCCUCUAAGGCGGAGAACGGCGGCGCGAAGAGGCAGAGAGAGGUUGAAGAACAAACAGAAGAAAGGUCGGUGAAGAAAGAGAGGUUACCGGAAUCUGAUGCAUCGGUGGUUAGUAGUGAAACGAGUAGUCCGUUAACGCCGUCAAGCUGGACCGCCUUAUGGGAUCAAAAUGCGAACGGUAUCUUUAACGACCUGAUGUUAUCCCCUUUAUCUCUUCACCCAUUGUUGGGCUAUGCACAACUCACGGUCAUUUAGGCGAGAAGGUUUGUGUUGGGGCACCCGGAUGUAUUGUAAAUGGUGGAGGGAUGAGAUUUUAU
Messenger RNA from Camellia sinensis, 1152 nucleotides. Its product is annotated as ethylene-responsive transcription factor 5. Gene Ontology annotation, biological process: ethylene-activated signaling pathway; regulation of DNA-templated transcription. The record is from RefSeq and is a predicted model, not a curated record. NCBI's taxonomy places the organism in Eukaryota, Viridiplantae, Streptophyta, Magnoliopsida, Ericales, Theaceae. Gene Ontology annotation, molecular function: DNA-binding transcription factor activity; DNA binding.